AUGAAUACUUGUUGCUGCACUUUCUCCUGCCUUUUAGAUCAGGAGGAUGAAAGAGACAGAGGACUAGAACCUGUAGAUGAAAGUGAAAGUGAAAGUGAAGGGUUAGGAAAGGUUGAAAUUGAGAGCAAGGGUAAACCACAAGAUGCCGAUGAAUUGUCUAUAGCUACUGAAGAGUCACUUAGAGAAGUAUCAAGUGAAGUUGAAAUUCUUGAAUCUGAGCAAAGUAAGCAAGAGGACGAUCCUUUGUCCUUGUUGAUGUUAAUCCCAACUGCUGAUCCCACGGAGAAAGUGAAUUGGGCCAGAAGUUCUAAUAGAUCACCUAGAGACGAGAAAAUCAAGGACCACCUUAUAUACUCAGUUCCAGAGAUCCAGGAUGCUUUUGGGGACUGUGACCAUGAAGAACAAGAAGAUUACACAGUUCAGAAUUAUAUCGAAGAAGAUGAAAAUAGACCUCCAGUAUGUGAAGAGGAAAAUUUUAAGAAAAAAUCGAAGCCACGGGAUAUGAUUCCUGAUGAGGAUGCCCUAUAUGAGUUUGAAGAAGGACCUAGAAAAUGGUUGAUGGAAGCCAAAAACUACUUCUGA
Fraxinus pennsylvanica is the source of this 582-nucleotide messenger RNA. The record is from the annotation of a GenBank genome assembly. Lineage: Eukaryota; Viridiplantae; Streptophyta; Magnoliopsida; Lamiales; Oleaceae.